This is a messenger RNA of Lucilia sericata (common green bottle fly), 3485 nucleotides long. It is a transcript of the gene yata, whose product is annotated as N-terminal kinase-like protein. Bases 543 to 3188 code for a protein of 881 amino acids. Gene Ontology annotation, biological process: protein phosphorylation. The transcript is spliced from 13 exons. Lineage: Eukaryota; Metazoa; Arthropoda; Insecta; Diptera; Calliphoridae. Gene Ontology annotation, molecular function: ATP binding; protein kinase activity. The record is from RefSeq and is a predicted model, not a curated record.
GCGUAGGUUUCUGCAACACAGAUGACACAAAGUUUAGUUGUCAAGAAAAAGAAAUUCGCAUACGUCAUGAAAAGUUUGUGAAAAAUUAAGAAUUUAUAGAAAAAUAUGAAAAUUUUCACCAAAAAUUUUACAUUAAAAGAAACUUUAAUUUGUAAACUGUAAGUGCGGGUAGAAAAAUUAAACGAAAAUUGAAUUUGAAACGCUAAAAAUCGCUUAAGAACAUUUCGUUUUGCGUGAGGUGACUACGGUGUAAAGAAAAAUAGUGAAGAAGCAGUGAAGUAAAAAGCAACAACGUACGAAGGGCGAUCAUAAAAACAAACGAGAAAAACAAAAGAUUUUCUUUUUAUUGCUUUUCUCCUCACCAACAAACACCAGCAGCUGUUAAAAAAGACAGAAAUUGCGAAAUUUUUGUGAAAAUUUUAUUUGCUGAACAGAAAAGUAAAAUUUGCUUGAAAAACGCUCACCGAAACAUUAAGUUUAGUUUAAUUUUGCUUUGCUAAAUAGAAAUUUGUAACAAAAUAUUUGGGCGACGAGCAAAGCACAUGAUGUGGUCGUUCUUCUCGCGCGACUCUUCCAAGGAUUUUCCUUAUGAUAUUGGCGAACCAGUGGCGGGUUUUGAGGCACAUUCCAUAUGGACACUACAUAAGGCUAAACGUAAGGGGACGCUGGAAGAAGUAUCGGUGUUUGUAUUCGAUUUGCGUAGUGGUUCUGAUGCCAAAUGCGACUUGGCGAAGGCGUCGUUGAAGAGAUUGAAGACUCUUAGACAUCCUAGUAUAUUACAAUUUUUAGAUUCAUUAGAAACUGAUAAAAUGCUGUAUGUUGCCACCGAGUUGGUUGAGCCCUUGGGAACACACAUACAAAAACUAUCCACAGAGGGUCCGCAAAAGGACUUGUAUUUGGCCUGGGGUAUAUUUCAAAUAACGAGAGCCUUGUCGUUUCUUAAUAAUGAUGGCAGCCUGCGACACAAUAAUGUUUCUGUUUGGUCAGUGUUUGUUAAUUCCUCAGGAGAAUGGAAAUUGGGUAGCCUAGAAUAUGUCUCGCCAGCCGAUGGUAAUCCCUUGCCACCUAUUAAAGUGCCACCUUCUUUGGAGGUUUAUGAUCCACCAGAGAAAAAUGAUCAAUCUAAAUUAAAGGCAGCCACUAAAUGCUCUGCUGAUAUGUGGGGUCUGGGCUGUUUGGUAUGGGAAUCCUUCAAUGGUCCUUUACGUUCUCGUGGCAGUCUUAAAGAUAUCGAUAACAUACCUAAAUCUCUGCAGUCUUUAUACUGUGAAUUAGUGGGCGCUUCACCCUCUAAUCGUCCCAAUCCUGCUGAUAUUAUAACUAGAUGCCGAAAACCCGGUGGUUUUUUCAAAAAUGAUUUAGUGGACACGUUAUUGUUUUUGGAAGAAAUACAAAUAAAAGAUAAGGCGGAAAAGAAUCGUUUCUUUUCGGGUCUUACUUUGCAUUUGGACAAUUUCCCUGAUAAUGUGUGCAAACACAAAAUUUUACCCCAACUGAUAACAGCGUAUGAAUAUGGUGAUGCUGGUUCAGCUGUAUUAGCGCCUAUGUUUAAGUUGGGAAAACUUUUAGAUGAAGCCGAAUAUCAAAAACGUAUUGUACCCUGUGUCGUUAAAUUAUUUGCCUCUACAGAUCGUGUAACACGGUCGCGUCUUUUGCAACAAUUAGAAUUAUUUAUUGCCCAUUUACAGCCACCAGUGGUGAAUGAACAAAUAUUCCCACAAGUAGCGCAUGGAUUUUUAGAUACGAAUGCCACCAUUAGAGAGCAAACAGUAAAAUCAAUUAUACAUUUGGCUCCAAAAUUAAAUUAUAAUAAUUUAAAUGUUGAAGUAUUACGCCAUUUUGCCCGACUACAAGCACGUGAUGACCAGGGUGGCAUUAGAACGAAUACCACAGUGUGUUUGGGUAAAAUAGCACCACAUUUGCAUCCGCAGGUACGACAACGUGUUUUGGUAUCGGCUUUUAUAAGAGCCAUGCGAGAUCCUUUUCCACCAGCUCGUGUGGCGGGUGUUUUGGCCUUAGCAGCUACCCAACAAUACUUCUUAUUAAAUGAAGUAGCAAAUCGUGUCUUACCUGCAUUGUGUUCGCUUACUAUAGAUCCUGAAAAGUCUGUACGCGAUCCAGCCUUUAAAACUAUACGUGGUUUUCUAGGUAAACUGGAAAAAGUUUCUGAAGAUCCUAGCCUAAGAGAAACUAUGGAAGCAGAUGUUCAUACCGCCACUCCCUCGAUUGGCAAUGCAGCUGCCACUUGGGCGGGAUGGGCUGUAACAGCCGUCACCUCGAAAUUCUAUCGUAGUCAAAGUGAUUCCUCCCGACCCCGACCUCCAUUAACCGGACGUAAUUUAUCAAAACCGGCUUCAUUAGAACAACCUUCUAGCAGUAGUUUAUCAACGACCACCUCAUCAGUAACGUCCAUGACUUCAUUGGAACAUGAAAGUAAUGAUACAUCAGCCUCUGCUUCCGAUUAUGGCAAUAAUGAUUGGGACAAUGAAAAUUGGGGUGAAAUGGAUACAUCACAGGAUCCCAGUUCACCUAUGGCUGGUUCACCUAAUAAUGGCCCUCUAAAUGCCUCUGCCACUUUAGCUGAAGUAAGAGAUGGUUGGGAUAAUGAGGAGUGGGGUAGUCUGGAAGAAGAUCCGGGCGAGGAAGAAGCUCAAGAGCAGGAACAACAACAACUACAACAAUUACGACAAUCACCUUUAAGACCGCAUCAGCAACAAUUACAACAACACCAAUUAAAUGAACUUAUCGAACCCUUGGCCAAGCUCAACUCACAUAAUACAUCACCCUCAAAACAACCACUGUCACAAUUAUCAACCUCAACGACGGCGGCCACUUUAUCAACAAAUUUAAGACCAAAUGAUUUAUCAACAAAUUUAUCUUCGCUCAGCAAUACUAUCAAUACAACAACAACAACACCAUCACCAUUCCUAAAUUGCAACAAUGUUAGUCCUCCACAAAUGAAAUCACCGCAACAUAUUAAUAAUUCAACGAAUAAUGCUAAUUGGAAUAGUGAUUCAUGGGCUGAUGGUGAAUUUGAACCCAUAGAUGAACCAAUGACUGGUAAUUCGAAACUAGAUGAAGCACGACGAAAACGCGAAGAAAAGAAAUUACAACGUCAAAGGGAAUUAGAAGCACGACGUGCUCAACGUAAUAGUGGUCCAAUGAAAUUGGGCGCAAAAAAGCUUUAAAAACUAGCAUUUAACUGUCAUUUUAAAAUGACAUUUAAAAUGUUCAGUUUUACUUUUGUAACUAAACUAUAAAUAAUCAUAAAUAAAAAAAAUUUAAACAAAAACAUGAAUAAAUAUAUUAGAUAUAUAAUUUUAUUCGUCUAUACAUACAUAUAUUUUUUUCUACAUUAAUAUUUUUAGCUUAAUUUUGCAAUAUUUAAUAUAAAACAACAACAAAAUUAUUAAAAAAAAAACAUCAAACAACAAAGAAGAAAUAAAUUGCAUGCCAGUUUAAUAUUUAAUAAAACAAAAAAAAAA